Tigriopus californicus is the source of this 1566-nucleotide messenger RNA. RefSeq lists its product as uncharacterized. The record is from RefSeq and is a predicted model, not a curated record. NCBI's taxonomy places the organism in Eukaryota, Metazoa, Arthropoda, Copepoda, Harpacticoida, Harpacticidae. The coding region runs from base 1 to 1566 and encodes 521 amino acids. The transcript has a single exon.
AUGAGUAGGAGUGAGCCAUUGAAGAUCUCUGUGAACCCUCAACAAACCGGUCUUGUCAGUGAGCGAUCAAGAAUGUCAUAUUUGGCUAUCAAAAGGCUGGUGAAGUGUUUGGCAUUGAUCCUGAUCGUUCUGUCAGUGUCCUUGGUGUUGAUCCUCAAGGAGGCUUUGGACAAUCGGGUCCGAAUCGUGUAUAAAGAACACUCGGCGAAGGCUACGAUCCUCAAAUUGGUCAAGCCAAUAUCAACCACAAAUCGGAUUCAAUCCGUGGUGGGAUCCAGCCAGGAGACCUUCGUAAAUCAGUUACAAUGGACCAAAUGCCGAUGGAGCUCAGGGUUGCGAAUUGUCAGUUCCACUACAAGGAGUCCCUGGACCCAAAUGGGAACAAAAGAGGUUUACUUUCACAGUGCUUAUUGGGACGACCGUGGACGUGCUCAUAGAACUCAUGCCUUUGUACGAGUUCUCGCAUAUUUGCGGGGAAGUGCAGCCGAUAAGCCCAAAAUGCAAUGCUACUAUCCGGAGUGGAGGGUGUCAAUUCAAGCCCAUGUUCAAGAGACGUGGCUCCCAAUGUGGGAUCAAGACCCUGAUGAGCAAACAUUUAGGUCAUUUCUUGUGAAUUGCCGGGUUCCACCAGGUGUCACAGAGUUGCAAUCAGUUUCUUUGUCGACAGAAGUCUGCGAUGAAAUGGCAACCCUGAAAGUCGUGGAUAAUCGGUUUCUAGCGUUGCCAAAACGAAAAAAGUUCUGUCUGUGUGUUAAGCCCCUUUUAUUCAAUAUGCAAGAUAUUUCGAAACAACUCAUUGAAUGGAUCGAAGCUAAUCGAUUAUUCGGAGCCGAAAAGAUCGUGUUUUACUUGUACCAAGUGCAUCGCAAAGUAAGCAAAGUCCUUGACCAUUACGUUCGAUUGGGUGUGGUACAAGUGGUUCCAUGGAGCCUUCCACAGGAGUUGAAUCUCCUCAAUGGUCGGGAUCUCAAAGUGUUCUUCCAUAGAAAAGUGUGGCAAAAACGUCGAAGUGAGGUGUUACCAUAUAAUCACUGUUUUUAUCAAAAUUUCAACGAAUUUGAGUUUGUGCUUCCAAUCGACAUUGACGAGUUCAUUUUUCCAUUGGCUGUAGAAUCUUGGCACGAAGUCUUGAGCGGCCAUUUGCUGAAACAUCCCGAUGAAAAGCAACUCAUUGGAUCCUUUUCCGUGCGAAAUGCCUAUUUCUUUCGGUCGUGGAAUCCAAAGUCAAAUCUAAACGAAGAUCUAGUCAUUGAAGCCUUCACACAGCGGAGUGCCAACUUAAGUCAGCCUGGCUUUUCUGUCAAAAGUUUCAUGAACACCGACGUGGUCGUGACAUUGUUUAACCAUUAUGCUCUCAGUGCUUUGCUUCCCACUCAAAAGUUGACCACUCACCUCAAUCCGGAUCUCAUAGUUAUGAACCAUUACAAAGCGACUUGCCCCAAUGACUUUGGGCGUCAGUGUGAAGAAAAUUUCUUGAAGUACUCCAUGAAUGAUACGUCAAUUCUACGAUUUGUGCCAAAAAUUAAAGCACGCAUCAAGGCAGUACAAAUAGAUUGGGACAAAUAA